UCGGCUGUUCGGGAGACGGCCGGUUGCCUCGCUUAGAGACCCUUGUCACACGCAGCUUGUAGUCACAACAGUGCGGACUUCAAAGGCAGCCGGGGGCGGUGGGUGAGAGGUGUGAGUGACAGGAAGACACACGCAGGGACAAUGAGCGGAGCUGGGAGUGUGAUACAGCAAAGCAGAGGGCAGUAGAUGGACACAUAAAGUUUGGCGGCACAAGACAAGAAAGCGCAGAGAGAAGGUGCCGUUUCAAAUAGCCGCCGAGAAGUAGAACAGAAGUUAUCAAGCGAAGGAGGCGGACGGGAAAGAAACAGAACCUUUUCUACUCUACAGGGUAUGGUGGCGGAGCGCAUAUGGAUUUAGUUGACCUCUACCUCCCAGAGUGUUUCAGCUAUCACUCUGACACAGAGCUUCUGGACAGGAUGUCGGUGAGGGGUUUGGACCCCACCUGUCCCUCCUCUAUAAAGUGUGAGCCCUCUAGCCCCAGUCCCAGCUCUCAGGGCAACGUCAGCCCAGCCCAACCCAGUCCAGGGAGCUCUUCUUCAGACACAAACUCCAGUUACGGUCCCCUCGCCAAGAGUCUCCAUCUUAGCAAUGGGCUGGACUCAGUGGUCCUCCAUGGCCAAACAGCAGGGAUGGCCGCUAACGGGGGAACAAACAGGAGGUUUGAGGAGGAGGAAAGCCAAGUAAAGUGUGAGUUCAUGCUGGGCUCUGUGGCCAAACGGCUGUGCCUGGUGUGUGGGGAUGUGGCCUCGGGUUACCACUACGGUGUGGCCUCAUGUGAGGCCUGCAAAGCCUUCUUCAAGAGGACCAUCCAGGGUAACAUUGAAUACAGCUGCCCAGCAUCCAAUGAAUGUGAAAUCACCAAGAGAAGGAGGAAAUCUUGCCAGGCCUGUCGAUUUGUGAAAUGUCUAGCAGUGGGCAUGUUGAGAGAAGGUGUGCGACUGGACCGGGUUCGAGGUGGCCGACAAAAGUACAAGAGGAGGAUAGAUGCUGAGAACAGCCCAUACCUGCACCCGCAGAGCAUUUUGCCACACAAGAAAUCAUGCGGGUCAGUGGAAAACAAGGUGGUAUCGCUGCUGCUGGUGGCCGAGCCUGAGGGAAUCUUUGCCAUGCCGGACCCCACAGUUCCAGAGAGUGACAUCAAGGCUCUGACCACGCUGUGUGACCUGGCUGACAGAGAGCUGGUGGUCAACAUCGGCUGGGCCAAACACAUCCCUGGCUUCCCCUCGCUGUCUCUUGCAGACCAGAUGAGUCUGUUGCAGAGCGGCUGGAUGGAGAUUUUGAUCCUCCGAGUGGUGUUCCGCUCGUUAGCAUUGGAGGACAAGCUGGUUUACGCCGAAGACUACGUCAUGGAUGAGGAGCAGUCCAAACUGGCAGGUCUGCUGGACCUCAACAAUGCCAUCCUGCAGCUGGUGAAGAAAUACAAAAGCAUGGGCCUGGAGAAGGAGGAGUUUGUUGUGCUGAAGGCCAUCGCCCUUGUCAAUUCAGAUUCGAUGCAAAUUGAGGACUCGGAGGCUGUUCAGAGACUUCAGGAUGUCCUCCACGGGGCCCUCCAGGACUACGAGGCCACGCACCACCCUGAGGAUCCCCGCCGCGCAGGCAAGAUGAUCAUGACCCUCCCUCUUCUGCGCCAGACGGCCGCUCGUGCCGUGCAGCACUUCUGCAGCAUCAAACAGGACGGCCGUGUGCCUAUGCACAAACUGUUCCUGGAACUGCUAGAGGCCAAGGCCUGAUGGGAGCAGGAGUAGCGGUCGGGACCACGGGUAAACGCUGGGGUCUGGCUCUGUGUAUUUGUCCAUUUCAGCUUGCGUGGGACUAUAACAGUCUUGAAUUUGCAAUCGCUGGGAACAUAGUGGCUGGAACAUUUUUUAAGAGAGCCUCAACACCUGAUCAGGAGUGUGGA
Messenger RNA from Menidia menidia (Atlantic silverside), 1900 nucleotides. Lineage: Eukaryota; Metazoa; Chordata; Actinopteri; Atheriniformes; Atherinopsidae. The record is from the annotation of a GenBank genome assembly.